GGUGCCGUGGUUGUGUUGCGUCUUGUUCUUCUGCUCCCUCUGGAGCUCGCCCGGUCGCAGUGUCCCGACGGCUGCCACUGCGCCUGGGACACGGCCACCGUGCUGUGCUCGGACGCCGGCCUCCAAGAGAUCCCCGUGGGGAUCCCGCCGGACACGGUGUCGCUGCACUUGGAGCGCAACAAUAUCCGGAGCCUCCCCGAGAGCGCUUUCGUGGAGCUGGCCCAUCUGCGGGACCUCUACCUGGCGCACAACCGCAUCGACUCGCUGUCUUCGGGGGCCCUGCGCCGGCUGGGUCCUGAGUUGCGCCUUCUGGACCUGUCGCACAAUCAGCUGAGGCAGGCCAGCCGGGACGAGUUCGGGGGCACGCGGGCCAAGACGCGCCUGUACCACAACCCCUGGCACUGCGACUGUACGCUCCAAGAACUCAUGGAGGCGCUCAACCUGGAAGCCGAGACGGUCAACGGAAUCGUCUGCGAGAGCUCAGUGCGAGGGCUGGGCGAGGCCAGCCGUUGGGAGGACCCGGGCGUGUUGGGCGAGCACGCCGGUCAGCCUCUGGUCCGACUCCUGGACUCGGGGGUGAACUUCUGCAGUUUGCAGCGCAAGACCACCGACGUGGCCAUGCUGGUCACCAUGUUCGUGUGGUUCUUCAUGGUCAUCGUGUACGUGGUUUACUACGUCAGGCAGAACCAGGCCGAGGCUCGCCGGCACCUGGAGUAUCUGAAGAGCCUACCGAGUCCUCGUAAGACCCCCACGGAGACGGACACCCUGAGCACCGGCUUCUAAAUUUUUAACCCCUGUGACUACUGAAAUACUAUAUGGCUUCUUGGUCAAGCCAAAUGGUGUAUCUGUUUGCCUUUUUAAGUCAGAACAGUUUUUCUGUGGCACACACAUAGUUCGAUCACCCACUAUUGUGCCCACCUGCGAAUUGCAAACAUCAGCGAAUGAUCGAAUACCCACUAAAAUGAUUUUGUAAUUGCAUUU
Molecule: messenger RNA, 981 nt
Organism: Hippocampus comes (tiger tail seahorse)
Lineage: Eukaryota; Metazoa; Chordata; Actinopteri; Syngnathiformes; Syngnathidae
Product: leucine-rich repeat-containing protein 3-like
Cellular component (GO): plasma membrane
Molecular function (GO): protein binding
Source: RefSeq, a predicted model, not a curated record